AUCGAUGAUUUGUUUUGCAGCCCUGGUGUUGUGACAUCAGAGUUGGAAAGUUGUUAAUUUUUCAGGCAUGUCGGAAAAAAAGGAUAAGAAAUACAAGAAAAGCCGGGAGGAAAUCCGCAGAGAAAUUGCCCGUGAGUUCGACUUGCCCGAACGCAAAUCCAAGAUAGCCACAAUACUGAAGCAGGAGGACCAGGCGUACUGCAUAUGUCGCACCUCCGACUGCUCCCGGUUCAUGAUCGGCUGCGAUGGCUGCGAGGAAUGGUACCACGGCGACUGCAUUGGCAUCACGGAGAAGGAGGCCAAACACAUCAAGCAAUACUUCUGCUGUCGCUGCAAGCAGGAUAACCCAGAACUGCAGACAAUAUUCCGACUGGUGGCCACCGAGCGCGCAGCCGCCUCCAAUGCGGCCUCCACCAGCGGCUCCCACACACACGGAUCAGGUCCGCCCGCAUUGCCUGCCGCUCCACCGGUCGCAUCCCACCCCAAGCGAAAGCACAGCAAUGCCAAAGAGCCCAAGGCAGGAAAGCGUUGCGGCACCUGCGAAGGAUGUCGUCGCCCCAAUUGCAAUCAAUGUAAUGCCUGCCGAAUUCGGGUGGGCCACAAGCCACGCUGCAUCUAUCGCACAUGUGUCGCUCAGGCGGCUGCCGUGUCCGAGCCGCAGGCAUCGGGGCCCUCAAGGAAACGCGAAAAGGCCUCGGCCAAGGCUCGCAAGACAAAGGUCGGGAAUCGUGUGGCCAGUCCCGAAGUGUUCCUCAAUCCCGAGCUAGAGGGAACGCGUCAGUGCCACGGCCCUGGCUGCUGCUGCCAGGCGCGUCCCCAAAGCAAGUACUGCAGCGACAAGUGCGGCUUUAAUCUGGCGACCAGCCGCAUAUUCCAGGUAUUGCCACAGCGUCUGCAGGAAUGGAACCUAACGCCCUGCCGUGCAGCAGAGGAUAAUCGCACUCAGCUUGAGACCAUCCGGGAUAAGCAAUCGAUGGUUCGCUUCGCUCUCGCCGAGCUCGAGAAGCGCUCCGACGAACUCAACAUGGUGGUGGAGCGGGCCAAGCACAGUGUCAUUGAAAAACAGACCGCAAACGACAAUGGGGAUGUUGAGGAUGAGCAAAGCAUGUAUUGCAUCACCUGCGGCCAUGAAAUCCACUCGCGCACCGCCAUCAAACACAUGGAGAAGUGCUUUAACAAAUACGAAUCUCAGGCCAGCUUCGGCAGCAUUUUCCAGACCCGUAUGGAGGGCAACAACAUGUUCUGCGACUUUUAUAAUCCGGCCAGCAAGACCUACUGCAAGCGACUGCGCGUUCUGUGCCCCGAGCACAGCAAGGACCCGAAAGUGAACGAUACCGAUGUCUGCGGCGCUCCCCUCGUCGUCAAUGUCUUCGAUCCCACCGGACAGUUCUGUCGUGCACCGAAGAAGAGCUGCUUCAAGCACUAUGCCUGGGAAAAGAUCCGGCGGGCCGAGAUCGAUCUGGAGCGCGUCCGUCAGUGGCUGAAAAUGGAUGAUCUAAUGGAGCAUGAGCGCGGCUAUCGGCAGCAGCUCAGCUCUCGUGCCAAUCUGCUUGGCCUCAUGCUACACUCCACGUACAACCAUGAGGUAAUUGACGAGCUGGUCCGCAAGCAGAACGAGCAGCUGGCCGAGUUCGAGAAGCAGCAGCAGCGUCGUCAGCAGCAGCAUCAUCAGAAGGAGAAGCACCACAAGCACCAAGAGCACCAGGCACAGACACAGACACAGCCAAAGCAGCUGCCAGCUCAAUCCCAAAAUCCUCAGCGACAACCACUGCAACAACAGCAGCGACAGCAACAGCAACAGCAGCAACAAUUACAAACGGAUCAAAGAGCAAAGGCUGCAACCAUCUACCAGCAUGGUAGAUGCUAGAGAUUCCCAUUUAGCAACUUCAAUUCACUUUUUCUUCACCAUCACCCUGGGCAACAUACACAUUUGACACUUGCCGCCGGCUUUUGGCUCUGGAUAGAGAUUAUUUUCUUCUUUUUUUUUUUGGAGUGGAAGUAGCAUAAACCGCGCAGAGGUUGCUAUGCGUCCGGACAAGGGCCCGCCCAUGUUUGUUAUUGAAAACUAAGCAUUAAAAUAUGCAUUUAUUGAUAGCAACAACCAUGUGUAGUACCAUAACAACCAUGGGUUGGCACACUU
This is a messenger RNA of Drosophila guanche, 2140 nucleotides long. It is a transcript of the gene Cfp1, whose product is annotated as CXXC-type zinc finger protein 1. Gene Ontology annotation, molecular function: zinc ion binding; DNA binding. The record is from RefSeq and is a predicted model, not a curated record. The coding region runs from base 68 to 1867 and encodes 599 amino acids. The transcript is spliced from 4 exons. Gene Ontology annotation, cellular component: Set1C/COMPASS complex. Lineage: Eukaryota; Metazoa; Arthropoda; Insecta; Diptera; Drosophilidae. Gene Ontology annotation, biological process: positive regulation of DNA-templated transcription.